CUCUGCAUUUGAGCGACUCAAAACGAAUUUCGAAGUCGACGUCGACGGUUGUGUUUUGUCGCUUUUUCUUGCUUCCAAAAAAUACUAAUCUAAACAAAAUAAAGCUUUUAACUAGCACCACAAAAAAAUAGAAAAUAACUAAGUAAAUAAACGAGCUGAAAUAAUAACAACAAUCCUGAGAAAAGUAAUUUGAAAAAGCGGAAAAAGCGUAGCAUACUUUUCAGCCCCAGUGGAAAAAACGCCCACGAGGCAGACGAAAAUGAAUUAAUCAAGUAAAAUUCAAGUAACAAACAUUCCGCAACAAGAAAAGACAUUUAAGUAAAUUAAGUCGAAAAUCGCACUCAGACGCACCGAAAAUUCCUAAAAAUAAAGUGAAAAGUGAUCAGUUAUUAAUUAACGAAAUUGAUUUCGAAAACAUACGAAAAAAGCAGGCCAAAAACGAACAUUUUUUCGGUGGGCCGCGAAAGGCGUUGCCAAAUCAAAGGCCACAGGAUAAAACAACAGAUCCGCAACUAAAUUUCAAACUAAAUCCUAAACGCAGGCACUAGAGCAAGAGGAAAAUCCUUAACUACAAAAGAUAAAAUCAACUAAGCUAUACAAAAGUUAAUCAUACGCACCGUUAAUAAGCACCAAGUGAAAAACUGACAAGAGGAAAACGCAACGCAAAAAUAAAGGACAAACAAAGGAGUAAAACUCUCCAGAGGAGCAGCAGAAAACAGCAGUAUCAGCAAAGAACAUUCUGCUGCAUAAAUAAUACACUCGACAUACGUAUACGCCAUAUAGGCCAGGACAUACCAGCAGGAUAUACCACACACACACGCACGCACUCACACAUACGGACGGGCAGGACGUGCUCCUGUUCUAUUAUUUAACUGCUUUCAACGUCAGCACCGCGUUCAACCCGACGAAAGUCGAUUGAAAGCCGCCUUCAACGGCCACAGCAUCCCUCUCUCUCAGCAAACACAAAAAACAAAAAGGAUAACGAGAGAGCGAGUCCUGUGCCUGCGCCAGUGUGUGUGUGUGCGUGUGUUCGCGACAUCAGGAGCGACGUCAACGUCAAUCCGCUCAAUAUUUAUACAUUGAACCGAGUCUCCAGGCCCACGAGUCUUGCGGCCCUCACAACGCAGACGCUCCUGGUCCUCCGCUGGGGCCCAAAAUAAAUAACAUCUGACAGCUGCCCAGAGUCCUGAAUUCGGAGUCCUGAAAGAGCACUCAGCGGUUAGGGGCUAAAAAAGAAGCAGAGCCAAAGCGUGUGGCGAUACAAUUUCCCUGGGAAAACACCAACCAAACUGAACGCGAUCCUAAAACGAAAACAAAACAAUGGGCGCCAAGGAAAGUGUCGAGGCAGCCGCCAAAAUGAACGCCGAUGGUUGGGGCCAUGUGGAGCGAUCGAGUCGCUACCACAACCAUCGGCACAACCAGCGGUCACAGUCGCUGAAUCGCGGACAGGCGCUCUCGCAGGCGGACGUGAGCGGCAUGUGGUGACAUCGGGGUGCCUCUGGUAAAG
This is a messenger RNA of Drosophila simulans, 1507 nucleotides long. RefSeq lists its product as uncharacterized. NCBI's taxonomy places the organism in Eukaryota, Metazoa, Arthropoda, Insecta, Diptera, Drosophilidae. The record is from RefSeq and is a predicted model, not a curated record. The coding region runs from base 1321 to 1485 and encodes 54 amino acids. The transcript is spliced from 3 exons.